AUGCUGCGGUUCAAGCGUGUACUUGCCACUUAUGGCUUGAUCGAUUCACAGCAAGGCGCAUGGAACCUGACCGACCGUGAUGCUGUGGAUGAGCUUGUGAACAUCUUUGAGAUCAAUGAAGACAGUUUCAAAUCGAUGGUGCAGCGAUCGACGGUGUGGAACUCCCGCACCAGCCGCGUUACCACUCGUGCCUCUAUGGUGUCGGUGGGCGCAAAUGCAGUGUGA
This is a messenger RNA of Symbiodinium natans, 225 nucleotides long. NCBI's taxonomy places the organism in Eukaryota, Dinophyceae, Suessiales, Symbiodiniaceae. The record is from the annotation of a GenBank genome assembly.